Messenger RNA from Exophiala spinifera, 1125 nucleotides. RefSeq lists its product as uncharacterized. The record is from RefSeq and is a predicted model, not a curated record. Bases 1 to 1125 code for a protein of 374 amino acids. The transcript has 3 exons. NCBI's taxonomy places the organism in Eukaryota, Fungi, Ascomycota, Eurotiomycetes, Chaetothyriales, Herpotrichiellaceae.
AUGGCGACUGAGAACGACCCUAACCAUGUCAGUGGAGUCAUGGCUGAGGCCCUGAGCCAUCUCAACAGGGUGGUGGAGCAUCUUCGAGGCGAGGAUGAAAACGAGGCAGCGAAUGAGAUCGCGAGAGAUGUUCAUUCCAUGCUGGACACGUUUAACCAUGUCACCACCCCUUGGAACCAAGAGCAAUUCCUAAUGAAACCUGUGCCUGCAGCAGACCCUGCAGUCAAUAUUCGCACCGCCCCUCCAGGAACCACGUCUACUUGGGCUGCUGUCGCCGCCACCGAUAUACCGAGAAACAACCGCCUAGUCAAAUUCCGACCUUCCGACGGUUUAAAGCGUCAGAUCCAGAAAGAAGAGGUGGCGAAGGAUGAAGACUAUCGUUGUGUCUGGAUAUAUGGCUGGAACAAGACUAGACCGCUGAAGGACGUAACCCAACGGGUCAGUUAUGGAGCUAUCUUCUCAAUGGUGUAUGUGGAACAGCAUCACGCGACUUGCGUCAUCUUCCAGUAUGCGAGUUCGGCUAUAGCCCUCGUGGAUGAGGAUUCAUACAGUCGCCGUGAUCACGGGGAAGGCUUGUUCGGACCAGGUACCGAGAUCAAGAUGGGUGAGCCAUAUCCAGAAAACGAUGAACUCCAGCGAAUGUCGGCCCCAAUCAAUGAGCGUCGCCGCCUUACAUUUGCUCGCCAGCAGCUUUUCACAAACGGUAUGAAUCAAGCACGGUUCACCAAAGACUUGAGUGACCUUGUCGGAGAACACAACAUAGAGUUGGUUUGGCUUUUCAAUACAGGGAACGCCACGGUCGUCUUCGCUGCAACUGCGAUUGCCCGCAUUGUUCGUGACGAAUUCAUCAAGCGGUCACGGAAGUCUGGCCCGUACCAGGAAGUGCAGAUUGGGUUCAGUCAUGACCCGUGCGAACGUCCCUUGAAUUUGAUCACCCAGAUCCCCUGCGCGGGAGAUGGGUACUUUGCAAAAGGUCGCGAUCGGAGGGAUAGUGCAGUGUCAGCUUCGAAUGUUCGCUCCUACAAUCCAACUGCACCGAAGUUCACCCCAGGAAAUGUUGUUGUGAAUCGAGGCAAGAAAGGAACUGAUACUGAUGGUUGGCAGACUGUCCACAGAAAACGCUGA